GCUAGAGGAAGAUCCGAUGCCAACAAUGGAGAAGCUGCCUAACUUUAGGAUUCUUGAAUUGGAUUAUGAGGCUUUAAUAGCAAACAAAAUAUAUUUCUCUGCACAAGGUUUUCCUAAACUUGAGUCUUUAAGACUUAAACAAGUCUUCAAUUUGGAGGAGUGGAAUGUGGAUGAAGGAGCCAUGCCUUGUCUUCGGCGAUUGGAGAUCGAGGAAUGCUCAGGGAUGAAGAUACUUCCAGAUGGAUUGAGGUUCAUUGCAACCCUCCAAGAAAUGAAGAUUAAAGCAGUGGCAAAGGAACUCAAAGAUAAAGUGGUAGAAGGAGGAGAGGAUUUGUACAAAGCCCAGCAUAUUCCUUCUAUCAUAUUCCAAGACUAUUAAUUUAUCCCAAGCUAAUUGUUUUCAACAAGUGUUUUUUGCACUCUUUAUGUGUAAUUUGGUGAGAGAUAUUGUUAUAUUGUAAGAUGGUG
Messenger RNA from Hibiscus syriacus, 468 nucleotides. Its product is annotated as probable disease resistance RPP8-like protein 4. Bases 17 to 379 code for a protein of 120 amino acids. The record is from RefSeq and is a predicted model, not a curated record. The transcript is spliced from 2 exons. Lineage: Eukaryota; Viridiplantae; Streptophyta; Magnoliopsida; Malvales; Malvaceae.